CAAUGGAUUAAAGAGAUUAAUGGUCAGCGAAAUAUACUCAAUACGUAUGGAGGGGUAGCCCUGGAGGACAUUCGUGGCAUGAGAGCCCCCUUUCUGCAAAUAGGGGGCAAUAAACAGUUUGAGAUGUUAUAUGAGAUGAACUUCACGUACGACUCAUCGAUGGCUAUAUUUGAAAACUCGCCCCCGUUUUGGCCCUACACUCUCGACUACGCCAUCAAUCACGAGUGUAUGAUCAGCCCCUGUCCCACAAAAUCGUUUCCAGGCUUAUGGGAAAUCGGUUUAGUAAUGUGGCAGGACCUGAAGGGGGGCCGGUGCUCAAUGGGGGACGCCUGCUCUAACCCCUCGGACGAGAACGGCGUGUACGACAUGAUAAUGAAGAACUUCCAGCGCCACUACCAGUCCAAUCGGGCGCCGUUCGGUCUGUACUACCACUCCGCGUGGUUUAACACACGACACCAUUUGUCCGGUUUUCUCAAAUUCAUUGACGAAGUACUCAAACUAAACGACGUCUACUUCGUGACCAACUGGCAGUUAAUACAGUGGAUGAGGGAACCGACCCCUCUGUCGAGGCUCCAUAAGUUCACGCCUUGGAAGUGCGGCCCGAAGGACAAGGAGGCCAGACCCCAGGCCUGCCAUCACCCGACGGUGUGUAACGUGUCCUUCAAGAAGGGCUCCCGAUUUUUCAAGACCUGCCAGCCCUGUCCCGAGGAGUACCCCUGGUUAGGCGGUACGGGACUCAAGCGUAAGAAUAUUCUGUGA
Molecule: messenger RNA, 759 nt
Organism: Oppiella nova
Lineage: Eukaryota; Metazoa; Arthropoda; Arachnida; Sarcoptiformes; Oppiidae
Source: the annotation of a GenBank genome assembly